Jatropha curcas is the source of this 3038-nucleotide messenger RNA. The record is from RefSeq and is a predicted model, not a curated record. NCBI's taxonomy places the organism in Eukaryota, Viridiplantae, Streptophyta, Magnoliopsida, Malpighiales, Euphorbiaceae.
GCCAUCACACCAAGCAGAAGCACCAUUACCCAUUUACAAUUACCAUCUUCUUUGCUCUCUCUCUCUCUCUCUCUCUCUCUCAGUCAGUACAUUCAUUGCUGCAACUGCAUUACAGAAAGCUUCAUGUCUGCCACUUAUACUGCUAUCUCACAUCGCCUUCUUUCUUCCAUUGUCUGUCUUUUUUUGUCUUCCUCCCUGUUCAAACAGCAUGAAAAGUUUCCCUUUUCAUGUUUUUCCCGCUUACAUUUCCAUUCCUUAAUGACGCACUAGUUGCAUAAGCUACCUGCAGAAUCAUUUCAUACAUGUGAGGAGUCUUGAGAAAAGACGCUGAUAGAAAGUAGAGUUAACCCGUGUCACCACUCACAAGUCUCCCAUUUUAUAUAAAUAUAGCCAUUCCCAAGGGACUCAUCUCCACUAAAACUUUUAACAGCAUUCUUAGGAAAUCAAACAACGCAAGAUGUCGCUUUCCUGUGUCAAAAACUUCUUCCAACGCUUCUGUACCGAUGAUGUUCAAAUGGAAGGUAUCCCCCCUGGCAGCUUCUUUUCUAGUGACCUCCUACCAUCCCUUGGUGCUAGAAUAAACCGGGCAACUAAACUUCGAAGAUACAUAAUUUCCCCCUACAAUUCCCAUUAUAGGGCUUGGGAGAUGUGGCUGGUUCUUCUAGUUAUUUACUCUGCUUGGAUCUCGCCGUUCGAGUUAGCAUUUUUAACUUACAAAAAAGAUGAUGCACUUUUCAUCAUUGACAACAUUGUCAAUGGCUUCUUUGGCAUUGAUAUUGUUCUCACCUUUUUCGUUGCAUAUCUCGACAGCCACAGUUAUCUUCUUGUUGAUAAUCCGAAGAAAAUAGCAAUCAGGUACAUAUCUACCUGGUUUAUCUUUGAUGUCUCCUCAACUGCACCAUUUCAGUCUCUCAGCCUUCUAUUCAAAACUCAAAGCGGCAAUGAAGUUGGCUUUAGAUUACUCAACAUGCUUAGACUCUGGCGUCUCCGACGGGUCAGCUCCCUUUUUGCAAGACUUGAGAAGGACAUCCGAUUCAACUAUUUCUGGACUCGGUGCAUAAAGCUUAUUUCUGUAACCUUGUUUGCAGUACACUGUGCAGGAUGCUUUAUCUACUUGAUUGCAGAUCGAUAUCCUGAUCCAAAGAGAACUUGGAUAGGUGCAGUGAACCCAAAUUUCAAAGAAGACACUCUAUGGGACAGAUAUGUAACUGCAAUUUACUGGUCCAUUACAACACUAACAACAACUGGAUAUGGAGACUUGCAUGCUGAGAACCCCAGGGAGAUGCUUUUUGACAUCUUCUAUAUGUUGUUCAACUUGGGAUUGACAGCUUAUCUCAUCGGAAAUAUGACAAACCUUGUAGUUCACUGGACCAGCCGCACAAGGAAUUUCAGGGACACAAUCAGAGCAGCUUCAGAAUUUGCUGCACGAAAUCAGUUACCACCUCGCGUACAGGAUCAAAUGCUGUCACACUUGUGUCUGAAGUUCAAAACAGAAGGACUGAAGCAGCAAGAAACCUUGAAUGGCCUGCCAAAAGCAAUACGUUCAAGCAUCGCGCAUUAUCUCUUCUACCCCAUUGUCGAAAAAGUUUAUCUCUUUCAAGGGGUUUCUCAUGACUUCCUCUUUCAAUUGGCUACAGAAAUGGAAGCUGAAUAUUUUCCCCCCAAGGAAAAUGUAAUUCUGCAGAGUGAAACUUCAACAGAUCUUUAUAUACUUGUCUCAGGAACAGUGGAAUUGACGUGCCACGCAGAUGGACAUGAUCAGGUUAUUGCAAAAGCUACAGCAGGGGAUAUUUUUGGAGAGAUAGGGGUUCUGUAUUAUAGACCUCAACCCUUCACAGCAAGGACAACUGAGCUUUCUCAAAUACUACGACUAGCAAGGACUUCACUGAUGAACACUAUACAGGCAAAUCCAGAAGAUGGUCAAAUCAUAAUGAAUAAUCUUUUCAAGAAACUGCACAGGUCAGAAAGCACAGACUGUGAUAACCAAAACAGAGAUCCAGGAUUGAUUCUCCACGAAUGCUUUGAAGGAGUACCAAAGGAAAGAUGGCAUUCUGAGAUAGGAUAUCAAAAUCAUUCACAUGGGAAUCCAUCAGGGCGUGAAGUAGGAGAUACAUCUUUUGAGGAACUCAAGGCUAAAGAAAAGAGUAAAACAGGCAUAGAUCAUAAUUCCAUUACACAUGUGGCAGCUGUAAAUUCAAUAACUGGGGAUGGCCAAAUGGCUGCGGUUCACAAGGGCCAUAUUGAAAUGGUGAAGAUUCUACUAGAAGGAGGAGUAAAUGCAAACAAUCCAGAUGCCAGAGGGUGGACCUCAAAAGCUCCAGCAGAACAACAAGGAAAUAGGAGCAAAUAUGAUAUCUUACUAAGCUAUGAAAAUAGAAGGAAAUUAGAUGAACACAAAAUAGAUUUUGUUGAAACAGAAACUACUGAUGAUGUCAGGAGCAGUCAAGGGGAACAUAAACGAAUCAGUAGGCCCAAUUGGUUUAACUUUCAUUCCAAAACAGUGCCCACAACCUCCAGCUCAUGCGUUUAUAGUUAUUCUUAUGAUAGGGAAGCGAAAAAACUAACCAAAAAGAGAGUCACUAUUCAUAUGCAGAUUCACAAUAAAAGUACAUUCCAGAGACCACAUGGGAAGCUAAUUAUCCUACCUGAUUCAAUAGAAGAGUUGCUCAAGAUUGGUGGUGAAAAAUUUGGAGGCUACAAAUUUACAGGAGUCAUCAAUGCUGAGAAUGCAGAAGUAGAUGAUAUACGUGUCAUUCGAGAUGGUGAUCAUCUGUUUCUCCUUCAAAAUGACACUGAAAUUUUGGAUUGUGAUGUGACCUAAAAAUCCUUCUGAAGGUUUUGAUGUAGAAAUGCAUAUAUCUAGAUGUUUUCGGCAAUGUAUAGACAAAUAUCAACAAAAAAGUGGAUAAAUCUAUCGGUCAAAAUCAAAAACAAGCAGUAAGAACAGGAAAAUUGAAGUCAAUUACAAAUGGUUGCACUUUUUCUCAUUUCUUUUGGUGCAAAUAACCCCAUCCACGUAUAACAAUGAGAAAUUUCAA